Galleria mellonella (greater wax moth) is the source of this 13489-nucleotide messenger RNA. RefSeq names its product brain tumor protein (gene brat). Gene Ontology annotation, biological process: negative regulation of translation. The transcript is spliced from 5 exons. NCBI's taxonomy places the organism in Eukaryota, Metazoa, Arthropoda, Insecta, Lepidoptera, Pyralidae. Gene Ontology annotation, molecular function: mRNA 3'-UTR binding; zinc ion binding; protein binding. Bases 660 to 3197 code for a protein of 845 amino acids. The record is from RefSeq and is a predicted model, not a curated record.
CAUCGAGGCGGAUGUCGUAUAGCUCUCUAGCAGUACGAGAAAUAACAAUACGCUGCAUUAUAUUCCGAUAUUUCAACAUCUCAUUUGUGUUUACAGCUUAGAAAUAACCAUUGUAAGAUCUUGCAACAACAAUAGAUCGUUGAAGCCUCCCCAGUCUUUGUUUUUUCCCUUUAUUUCCUUUUAGUUCCAUUAUUUUGACCGGGAAAACGCAAAACGCCGGGUGGGUGUAAAAUUUUCUGUGGAAUAACGCAUUAACAUUCAGUGUAAUUUGUUGUUCAAUGACAGUUCAGACUGUCCAAAAACGUGGAGACAUACCGUGGUGUUUUGUUUUUUUGGUUUUGUUGUUUUAUUUUUUACUUGACUACACCAACAACUGAGGUGUGGUUGUCAACACGUGGAAUAUCGAUCGCUCACCGAGUCUGAGAAUUGCUUCGAGAUUAUUAUAAGGAGCGUGGCUCUUAAAAGAUAGACUGUUGGGAUUGAUUUGAAGACGUUGACUUGUGUGGAAACAAAGGUUUACAUUGUCUAAAGGUGAACGAUCGUGCUUCAUUCAACGUGUUUCUACAGAUUUGUCAGAUCUAAGCGACGGGCAAGCUGGCCACCAACCAUGCAUUAGAUAUCGAUCAAACGAUAUCGAAACGGAUGCCGGUUUCCUGAAGAUGGCCUCACGCACCCCGUCCCUUGAGUCGCUGCCCGGUGCCAACUCGAUAGGUUCGCUGGAGCGUGGCUCCUUAUCUCCUCUGACCCUCAGCGGCUCCUCGCCCCCAGCGAGUGACUCCGCCGUAUGUGACCUUCGCGAGUACGACGGACUCGACACAACCUGUGCUAUUUGCCGAGAAACCUUUGUUGACCCUAAAGUUUUGAAUUGCUUUCACACCUUUUGCCGGGCUUGUUUAGAAAGAGAGCAAACACAUCCGGAUAAAGUAACUUGCGUUACUUGCCGUGUAGAUAGCCCGCUACCAUCAAGCGGUGUUGCUGGUCUGCUCACGAAUCUGGUGAUUGCAGCAGCAGUUGAACAAGAAGCCGACCUUCUACCAUCUACCCGCCAGACUAACUCGCCAUCAGCUCGCUGUACCGGCUGUAAAUCCAAAGAGUCCGACGCAGUAGCACGUUGCGUCGACUGCGCUAACUUCCUCUGCCCCAAUUGCGUCAUGGCUCAUCAAUUUAUGCAUUGCUUUGAAGGCCACCGAGUGCUGGCAUUCAACGAUUUAAAAGACGAUAAGGGUAUGCUUGGAUCUGCCCUAGCUGUAAGCGGAGAUAAAACAGCUUUUUGUCCAAAACACAAGAAUGAUAUCCUAAAAUACUUCUGUCGAACAUGUUGUGUACCAAUAUGCAAAGAAUGUACAUUAAUUGAACAUCCUGCUGGAUUACAUGACUAUGAACACCUGUCCGAUGCGGGACCUAAACAAUUAGAACUUAUGCAACAAUCGGUAACAGAAGCUAAAACUCGUGCCACAGAAAUCAGGCAUGUAGUAAAAACUGUUGAACAUGCCGCCGGAAAACUACAAGUACAAUACCAUAAAGCUCAAAAUGAAAUCAAUGAUACGUUCCAAUUUUAUCGAUCUAUGCUAGAAGAACGUAAACAAGAAUUACUGAAGGAACUUGAAAGUGUAUUUUCGACGAAACAAAUCGCACUUACAGUUGUAGGACAAAAGGCUCAGGAAACAGUCGAUAAAAUUUACCAAACUUGCGACUUUGUAGAACGAUUGACAAAAUGCGCAAACAUUGCUGAUAUACUAAUGUUUAGAAAAUUAUUAGACACAAAACUACAGGCAUUAAUGAGUUCCAAUCCAGAACAAAGCGUUCAAACUGCGUGCGAAUUGGAAUUCGUCUCAAAUUAUCAAGCGAUACAGGUUGGAGUACGAAACACUUUUGGUUAUGUGCGCUCAAGCUCAGAAGCAAAUGUUGGUCCUACGAAGCAACCACCUAUUGCUCGUCCCACAAAUGGCUCUCUUUUGAAUGGUGGAUCUUCAUCAAGCAGCAGUAGCGUUAAUGGAAGUUCUGGUAGUUUAAAUGGUGGAAUUCAUCUGCCAACUGGUCUUAAUGGAGUACUUGAUCGACCCUAUACGAAUGGCCUGCUCGGGCCUACCAGCCAAUCAACAUCUCCUUUUGAAUCCAACAUUAUUUCUAAAAGAUUUAAUAGUGCGACCAGUCUAGGACCAUUUUCAACAACAAUUGGCGAUAUUAAUUUAAACGGAAUAAAUCCGUAUGAGAAAUGGUCUAACGGUGGCUGCGAGCCAUUAUUCCCACCCACUACCACUGAUCCAUAUUCCCUUUCAUCGGCAGCUCACAAUGACCCUAUAUUAGAGUUGACAAACAAGCUUAUCUCGACUACUAUUUUUCCUCCUAAAUCACAAAUUAAGAGACAAAAGAUGAUUUAUCACUGCAAAUUUGGAGAGUUCGGCGUAAUGGAGGGUCAAUUCACAGAACCUAGCGGUGUCGCAGUAAACGCUCAAAAUGACAUAAUUGUAGCUGAUACUAAUAAUCACCGUAUACAAAUAUUUGACAAAGAAGGUCGUUUUAAAUUCCAGUUUGGUGAAUGCGGAAAACGCGAUGGCCAACUCUUAUAUCCUAACAGAGUAGCCGUAGUGCGUACAUCUGGUGACAUAAUUGUAACUGAGAGAUCACCUACACACCAAAUACAGAUUUACAAUCAAUACGGCCAAUUUGUACGUAAAUUUGGUGCCAACAUUCUCCAGCAUCCUCGCGGUGUCACUGUUGAUAAUAAAGGACGUAUUGUGGUCGUAGAAUGCAAAGUGAUGCGUGUAAUAAUUUUUGACCAAGUAGGCAACGUUCUUCAGAAAUUUGGAUGCUCUAAACAUUUAGAAUUUCCUAAUGGCGUAGUAGUCAAUGAUAAACAGGAGAUAUUCAUUAGUGACAACCGAGCACACUGCGUUAAAGUGUUCAAUUACGAAGGCAUAUAUUUGCGUCAAAUCGGAGGCGAAGGAGUAACCAACUAUCCAAUUGGUGUGGGAAUCAAUGCCGCUGGCGAAAUUUUAAUUGCCGAUAACCAUAACAAUUUCAAUCUGACGAUAUUUACACAAGACGGACAACUAGUGUCAGCACUUGAAAGCAAAGUGAAACAUGCCCAAUGUUUCGACGUUGCGCUGAUGGAUGAUGGGUCAGUCGUACUGGCGAGCAAAGAUUACAGGUUGUAUAUCUAUCGCUACGUCCAAGUACCACCUAUAGGCAUGUGAGCCUCACGCUCUGAUCACAGGAGAUCGGAAUGACCGAACUAUAAAUCAAAAAUGGGCACCCCGAAACGCAAGUAACUGUACUCGUAGUGACAUAAACCAUUAACGAUUCUGGCCAUAAGUGUCAAUUUUUGAGUAGUUCAAGUGACUAUUACAGUGAAUAGAAAACGGAACUUGCAAAAUUUUUAUAUGUGCAAGUGAUAAUGAUCGUGGCUGUCUCGAUGUGAUCAAGUUGACUAACGACGGUAAUCUAUCUGCGUAUUUUCAGGCAAUGAGAUCUCUGUAUGCAUUAUGUCUAAAUGAAACUGUAAUGAGAUUAGUUGAUAGUAUUGACAUUGUUAUUCGAGUACCUAUUGAAGGAUAGAGAUUAUUCCGUUGGAUCGACCCAAACAUUACGAACGGUGUUCUCGACCCUUAUCAUUUUUUAAUCUAUUGAAUAAUAUUUUUUCAUAUCCCACAUCGUUAAAUUAGGGAUGAAUAUUAAGGGCAUUUGUAUUAUUUAGCCCAUUUGUUGGACCAAUAUUUUAACUAUUACUUAACAAAUUGUUAGGCGUUAAGCGAGUGAUUUUAUCGUAAUAAGAGAGCAUCGAGCGGAUUGUUGUUAGUUUUAAGAGAAUUCUUCGGCACAAUGGCACUUCCUGUUUUUAAUUCGCACUUAUUCUGUGUCGAUUGAAAUAUGAUUAUGAAACUAAGUAAGAAGUUGUUACAUUAUUAUUAUUAGAUAAGUGUUAAAUUGAUUGAGCUGAUAUGGACAAUCUUUAGUUACUACCCCUUUUUAAAGUAGUUACAAAAUUUUAGGGAAAUGUGAUGUUAGGGGUUUUAUCAAUGACAAAGUUGACUGCGGCGUUCCUUACGUUCUACAAUAGAUUUUUUUAGUCAAUCUCACUAAAAAACUAUUGUCGCAAAAAUUAAAUUACCAUAAAAUAACAUCACAUAGUGACGAAUGAUCAAAAAUGUUUUAUGUAUCUCAGUUGACAUGACAUUCUACUUGAUUCCGUUAGAGAUUACAAGACUCAUGUGGGGUUGAGUCAUUAAAGCAUUUUAGAUUAUAUUAAUCAAAUGCAGGAUAGACGAGAUGGUUGUAGUUUUUCUUUUUUUUUUUUUAUUAUAUUCGGUGUCAGUUAUUAUGUAUUUUAACCGAUAUCAUUACCGCCUAGUCACUGAGAGCCCACGGAUCUUAGUUUCUUCACGUUGUUUUUAACGAUUAGUAACAUUUGGUUGAUAAUAAUAUUAUUCGUUUUUAUACAAAUCUAGUAUUUUGUAAUGUAUUUUUUUUUUAAUGAUGAACACGGUAGUAACUAGUAAAGAGCACUUUAGAUAAUGUCGUCUCGCUAGAUUUUACAAACAAUGAUUUUAUUGAGAUUUUAGCUGAUUUUAAUGAUUUUUACUACUUGCUGGAGUAUUAUAGCUCACACAUUUAAAAGAUAAUUAUACAAUUUGUUAUUCUGGUAAGAUAUUUUUAUAUGAAAACAUUUUUAUUUUUGUAGUGGUAGUUAACGGUGCAUGUGUAUAUUUUAAUCUUUUUUUUUUUUUCGUAUUUUAUGAAUAUUAUGCUACAGUUUUUACUUCAUUGCCGUGUGUUGUGUGCUAGCAGAAUUAUUUUAGUUCGGUUUUCAUUAUUAAUUUUGGUUAUUAGUAAAUAAUGAUUUUUAGUAUUUUUUCGCUGAAUCUAUGACAAUAAAAAGAUCUGAUGCGGCCCCUCGUUCCAGGCUGCUGGUCACAGUCUUAAUUUUUGAUCUGCAUUUGUAUUAGGUUACGAGUUUUAAUUUGGUGAUAUUCCUUUAUCUUUUUUUAAUAUUGAAGACACGUCGACCAAUGAAUUAGCUUCACGCACCGUGACUUUAGCAAUACCUGCGUUGCAUGUGCCAUACGAUCAUGUUGUGAUUUAAUAAGUGAUAUUUAGUUUUUGUAAAUAUGUACCAUAUUUCUGUUUUAUUGAAUAUAAUCAUAAGGUCUACCUUAUAUGGUUUCAUCUAAUUAAUUACUCAUAAGUGCAAGCUGGACCACAAGAUGCAAUCCUGUUUAAGAGCCAAUGAAUUUAUGAAUUUAAUACCAUCUAGGGUACAUUCAUAUAAAUUGAUUCUUGUAUAUGAACACUUGCACUAUUACAUUUUGAGAAUGGAAGUUUCUUGAUUGUUUCACCUCUGUAAUUUGCGAGUCACCGUGUUUAGUGAAUACAAAGUUGACGUGCCUUCGAUUAAAUAGUUAAAUAUAACUUAAUCAAGAUUUCCACUAGAUUAGGUGUAUUACAAUUGCGUGUAAUCUUAGAGUCCAAAUUUCAGUGAUUUGUCCACCAAUGACUUUUUUAUAGACUGUCUCUGUUCCUAAUAAAUUUAAACAUUCCUAAGAUCAUACCGAUGAUUUUAUUACACUUAAUCUACUGGUUAUUGAAUUUAAUUAAGAAUAACAUGUAAUAGACAAUCUUUUGCCCAAGACAAAUCUGCUUUACCUCAGUUUAUUCUGCCGAAUUUAUCAUAUUAUUGUAUGAUAUUUAGUUAUUUUAUCAUAUAUAUGUAUAUGUAAUUAUUAAUUAUGUCUAUAAAUUUAUAUGUACCUCUUUAAAUGUUAUUAUUUUUUCUGAUUCGUCUUAACAAACUGAGGUUACGCUGUAUUGAAUAUACAUUCUAAUUAGAGAUAAAUUCUUCAUGUUUUAUUCUUAAAAUGGCAACGAUCACGUUUCUACGGUUACGUUACUAUUUUAUGUAAUAAAUCGUUUUGGUAACAAUAUACGCUUCUACUUAAUUGAUCAUUAAACGUAUUAUAUUUAAAUUAAGUAGGUAUAACAUAGUGGUUCAUUAAGAUUUUAAAAUUAUGACAACUGCGUCAUAGUGCCCCGAAGCUGUGUGCUCACUCAUACUCUUAAUUCUUUUUAAGUUAAGGCGAGAUUCUCUAUGGUGAAAAUCCAUCGAUGAGGUUGUCACACAUUUCAUCACGUAAAUGCACGCUCCAUCACGUCAUUUAAAUCGUCGAUGGAUUUACAUCGAGUCGGGUCACACGCUUAGUUAUUUUUUAUUUAAUCUGAGGAAGGUAAUUUUAGGUUCCAUUUUAAUGAUUUAAUAUUUUUACAAGAUAUUUUUUCUGUUUUGCAUAAUAUGUACCUAAUCGAAUGAUUUUCAUACAUGAAAAUAUUUCAUUCUUAAAUUUGCAUUUCUGAAGCUUAAGGACUGAGUAAAAUUGAAACAUGUUUUGUCUUUAAAUAUAUUUUGUCGAUGUUUGUUGUUAUAAUUAUUAUAUUUUUUUAAUUAUUUGUAUAAACAAUUGUUCUUUAAAUUAAUGUACAUCGUUUUGUUUUGAAUUAUUUUUGUUGUAAUAUUGCUUUUUUAUAAUAAUACCAGUUCAUUGCAGUUUUACUGUGUGUUUUAUUUUGUUUUCUUUUUUUUUUUUUUGCCCGAGUAGUGCUUCAGUAGUUUUCCUGAAAUUGGUCAUAUCUAUUUUUUUUCUAAUAAAAAAAUUUGUAUGACUAAUUAUUACAUAAAAAAACCUUUACGGCGAAUGUUUGUGCUAAUGAAUCCUUAUUUAUACACUUUCAUAUUAUGUCAUUUAAUAUAUAUUCUAACAGCAAAAACAAUACUUAAGUAAAAAAAAUAUUUACAGCAAUUACCAUUGUAUACAUAAAAAAAUGUAUCUAAUAAUUUAACCUAAAAAUUAUAUUAUAUUAUUAUGAUAUAACCUAUAUUUUAACAUAUAUAAUUAACAUAUAUAAUAUUUAUAUAUAUAAGUUUUAGGUGCGUUAUAUUGUAAAUCAUUAAAUAAAUAAAAAAAACCGUUUAUUAGUGAAGAUAGUAUUUAUUAAUUUACAGAUUCUUUGGCACAAACAUUGUAUAGAUAUGGUCCCAAGUGUGUUUUUUGUGUGUGUGCAUUUUCGAUAAGAGUAACUUCGAAACAGUUGGUGUUGGGGAACAAUGUUGGCAUGAGAAUCGUAAGUAUUUAUUGCUUUAGCAUUAAGAGGAUAAUUUCUUUUGACAUACUACUUCCAACAAUCGAUAUCAGAUUGAGUAAAAUAUAAAUAUGGUUUAUUUUCAUCAACUAAAUAUAGCGUCCAAAGGACUUGUCAGCAUAGUUAUUAAACUUAAUAUUAAGUGGAUAAGAUUUACCAAAGAAAUACUUUAAGUUGCAUUUAUUAUUUAAUUAGUUUUUGUCCACUACUUCAUACGAGUCGAUUUUCAUAACGUAACUGCUUCUAGAUAGCAUGUCAAGAUAAAACAUUCACCAGUUCAUUUGAAAUUUUACGUUAGACCCUCAGGAACAUAACUGUCAAAACCAAAUUCAAUUUGAUGCAAUAGUUUUUGCAUGAUACCGGUACAAACAUACAGACAGACAAAAAUUCUAACAAUUAUUAUUUUAUUUUCUAUUGCUCUUUUCAAGACGCCUAAAUUUUUUCAAAUAUCUUCCAUGCGCAAACAUUAUCAAACUACAAUUUUAUUAUAUGAUUGUAAAGUUGUAAAAUUUCUUGUGAUGAGUGGCUACGGGACCAAAUUUCUGUUAGCUAAAAUUUUAUAAAUAUUUACAUUUUCACUUAUCUUUAGUAUCGAUCAAUUCGACAUUGUAUGAAUACACUUACCAUGAGUGUUAAUAACAAAGACACAAGACGUCGUCGGCAGGUAUUAUAACAUAUAAUUUUGAAAUCUUAAACCAAAACUUCGUGCAUACAUUCAAACACGUUUAUAUUGAAAUAGGACCUUUAGUAACAUAACUGCCAUCAUGACUCUUGAAUCGGAAAGUCGGACUUACUGAAAUUGUCAAUAUUUCAUUCGUGAUUUUAACAUUAAAUUCGUAUUUCAUUCGGCCCUGUAAAUUCAUGGUAGUACACUUCCAUCUUCAAUUAUCUGCCAUCAUGUCGCUAAUGUACAUUCAGCGAAGCAUCAAUGGCGUAUUAUUGACACUCAUUUGUAAGUGAACUGAAAUACAACAUCAUCAUUUCGGUCAUUCAUGCAAGAUGCAAAUUAAUCGAAUAUUAAUGUCUGAUAAAAUCGACACUUAGAACUUAUAUGAUGAAAAUUAAUAUUAUUCUAUCAAUUUGAUUUCGAUUGUAUCUAAAAAUGAAGUAGUAAUUGUAUUAAAAGAAUUACUUUACAAAAGCUGAAAUGAUUUAUCUUAAUAAGAUUAUAUGGCACAUUGAAUUACUAGACAGUAAUCUUGCUUACUUUAAAUGAGUUCUAAACUAGUAACUAUUGUGGUUCCAAGUCUAUAUAUUGUAUGUACAUUUAGUCAUUUUGAAGUUAAAACAGUUAUACAAAUUUUAAUUGAAUUUGUUUUAAUACUGUAAAUUUAAGUCACAAAGGCAUUUCAAUUUUGUUUACAGAUAUAUAUUAAUUUCUCUAAAAAUUUUAUUUAUCAACCCCGAGUAAUUAUCUAAAUAAUAUGCCAUUAAUAAUCAUAUAUAUAUAUAUAUAUAUAUAUAUAUAUAUAUAUAUAUAUAUAUAAUCAAAUAACAAACGAAAACUCCAUUAAGACAUCAUAAAAAAUCAAUCGGCUCUUCUAAAGUAAUCUGAACAGCAAAAAGUAAAAAAUCAAUACAAAGAGUUAAUACAAUGUAAAAUGUACUUUAGGGUAAUAUUUUAUUAGCUAAAUCUUGUGACGUGCAGCUUCUCAGUGAAUUAGGUGGUAACUUCAGUUUUUUUAUUUCAAUAAAACUACAUUAAAUAUAAAUACAUAUUCUUAUGAAUGUAGGCUAUAAAUCUUCGUAUUAAGGAACUAUUUGUACUUUCUAACGUAAGUAAUCUUAUAUCCCAAAUAAGCUUUACUUUUCUACGAAAAAGUAGCAAUUAAUACCCAUUUAAGGAUUCUUUGGAUACAGUUCCCUUCUCUCCAGCAGCAGCACUGCUUUAAGAUAUUAAAAACGAAUUGCUAACCAAAAAAACCACUAUUUCCAAGUCAAUUACUAUAGGGAACAUUUUACUACUUACUCUAGCACCUACUAGUGACGUAAGCAAAAACUAGGCUUACAAAAAUUGUUUAUAAUUUUAUACUCAGCAACUUUCUUAAGAUACUUAAUUAAGAUUCCCAACACACCUGUAACAUUAUUUCGAUUUUGUAAUCUCCAUAAUAAUUAUCACCAAUGAAUAUUUACGUGAAUCAGUACUAAUAAAUCAUAUAUCAAAUAAUAACCUAUACAGAAUUCUCUUCCACUGCUGCUGUCCUAUCCGCGAGAUUUGUAUUAACGUUCAGCAUUUUCUCUUUAUCCUAACGUCUUAAAUAUUAAUGUAAGACUUGUAGUCUGAACUGAUCAUUGAUGAAAUUUCAAGCUUUUGCCUAAUCCCGUCAUGCCCGAAUAAACAGUUUUACAAGAUUCGUUUCGAUUCAAUAAUAAUCAGGAAGUGUGUAGGAAAAUAAUGUAAAUAAUUUAGAAUAAAGAUGUUGGUAGUAUUAUUAUCUAGAAAUAAGGAAUGCCGGGAUUGGAACAAGUUGGAAACGAUGGAAUAACAGAGUGAUGAAUGUAGUGUGAAAGAGUGUGUAUUUUUAUAAUGAAAUUAUGAGUCAACGAUAGGUAACUAUUUGUAAGAUGUUAUUUAGAAUUGAGGCUACGUUGUUAGAAAGAGAUUGCGUACAUUUAAACAUGGCUAGGAAUUGUUGUUUAAGCAAAAUUUGAACGGAGCGAUAUCCGAAUUCGUCAGGAUUAGAUUUAAAUUAUAAGGGUUUACAGUAACCAUAUCGAUAGCUGUAUGUCUACUUUUAACAUUGUUUGAAAUCAGUAAUUUUGUGACAGUUAAUAAAUUCACCUGUUAAUGUAUUCAUCAAGGUAGUAAAUAUUGUAUCAAUGUUAGCUUGUCAGAUUGUAUGUGGUUAACGGUUUGGUCACUUAUUAUUACGUAGUAGAGCGUCGUUGAAUUUUAUAGAUCUUACGUUAACGAUACGUUGAGUCGUGCGGAGUUUGUAAAUAUAAUUGUCGCUUAGUUCUAUAUUCGUUUCAUUGUCACCAUUUACAAUAUUUGCGAUGGCAAACUCACGUACGCAUACAUUUGCUCAGGAAUUGUAUUAAUUUUCACAUUCUAUUAUCAUAUUUUGAUAAUCAUUAUCUUUUUUAUCAUCGCUUUUAUGAAAUUAUUAUAAGCGGCGAUGUUGUAUCAUUGUUGAAUUUGAUUCGCUAAUUGAGUAAACUAGUGAAUUGCACAGAACGUUGGUAUUUCACUUAAUUUUUGAUGUAUUUUUUCAUGAAAAAAAAAUGUAUUCAAUGAUUUUUACUGUAACAAUAUAUAUAUAACAUUGGUUUUAAAAUUUAAUGAGUACUUAUGUUACUCGUUGACAUCGUUAUAGACAGAACUAUUGAUCAGUAAUCGUACUUCCUAUCAGUUCAUCGAAGCAACACUUUCUUAUGAGAGAUCUCAGUAGUUCCUGUCUAUAUACGAAUUCUCGAAAAUUGUGAUUAUUGUAUGUUUAGGAGAAAGUAACAAAGCACAUAUGAGCACAAACCAUCCAUCCUCAGAGAAUACUACGCUGAUGUUUAAAUUUAACUCACGUUUGAAUUUAUGAUACAUUUUAUUGUAAAAAAAAUAUUUUACUAUCGCUUAUGUUAGUUAAACGUUUGCAAAUAAUAGUAUUUAUUUUCACAAUGAUGAUACUCUUUUGGAAGGAUAUGUUUUGGAGUUUUUAAGGUGUUUUAUAUGAUAUGGAUUUUACAAAAAUAUUGAUUGUAGGCGUAAUACCUUCUUGCUAUAUUCUAUGCGUUUCUUUUUCACUUCGGUAGGUACCUUAGUAAUUGAUGUUGCUGUCAGCAUUUAAUUAAUAUUGGCUUAGUGACAAAUGUAAUUUCUAUUUUCGUGAGAAUAUUAAGGCGCUCCGAUUCCAUCUCUACGAUGUAUAAAAGAGACUGUAAAGGAGAUGUAACAACUAAUUCUAAUCUCACGUCUUUAAUUUCAUAAAGUGUGUUAGGUAAUUUAUUAUAAUUCUAAGGUGUGUGAUUUUUAAUUUUAAUAACAUUAUUUUUACACAAGGAAAGAUUCCAAAUGAAACUGUAUAGAACGAUGAUGAUGGUAGCUAAUGACAUAUCAUGUAAGGUUUAUUAUUAAAGAGGUGAUGGAGUUGAUUUGACGGGAACGGUUAGUGACGUAUACACGAUGAAACGGACGUGUAAUUUGUUUGAUCUAUCCGACAAUACUAAUACAGUUUUCAAAUAUUCUGAUGUUAAACUAAUAAAAUAUUUAAUAGUAAAUUUGUUUCAUGCAUUGAAACUGAACAUAUCGUCCACUUAGUGGAAGCAUUUGAAAGUAGACAAAAUUAAUAGACCAAAAUUCAAAUAUUCAUGUUGUUUAGAAUAUGUAUGGUGUUUACGUUGUUCGACGGUGGAAUGUGAAGAGAUAAUUUGGAAUCUUUCUAAAUGAAGCUAGUCGCCAAAGAAAUUGCUUUUAGAUAAUUAAAUGUUAUCGUAAUAUGUGUAUGCACGUAAGUUUAACCUAAAUUAGUUAUAUGAUGCUUAAAUUUGUCCACACAUAAAUCGAUUUUACACAUUUAAUGCCAUCCUGCCAGAUAUAAAGAACACAAUGCUUAUGAUGAACUAAAUUUAAAUUAUAUCCUACUUAGCAUACGGAGUAGUAUGUAUUUUUAGAUAUCGCAUUGUCUAUGUUAGUCUAGUGGUUAAGACACACCUUGAGCUUUGAACAGUGUGAAUCUGUCACCAAUAUUUUUUACAUACGAAUGUAGUAAUGAUGUUAAUUAUAAAUCAAUUUCAAGCCGUGCUUUCCUUGAUAGUAGUAUAAUCAUCGUAGGUUAAGAGAUCAUUUGAGAUGUUCCAUUUGGCACAGAUAUCGAGUGAUUCAUGUGCACAGCAUUAUGAUUUUGUACUUUAACAAACAAGUGUGCUUCUUACUUGCAAUUUGACUUAUCAGGGAAUGAACACUUUUUACACAGUAAGCACUUGCAUGAACAUUAAGUAAGGCCCGUAUAGAAUGUAAUGACACCGCUAAAACAUAAAUUUAAAAUUCAGUAAUCUAACUAUAUAAUCUACUGAAACACCAUUUUGCGCCGUGGCCUUAAAUUUGAAGGAAUGUGUUAAUCCUUUUAUAAAAAAUUAAAAAAAAUCAUUUGAAUUUUGUACAAACUUUAAGGAAUCCCUUGAGUGUUUCAUAAUUUCAAUAUGAUGCAUUGUCAUACUGUUUUAGACGUAAGUGCUAAUGAAUAUCUCUCUUGUAUUGUAACCCUUAACUAGGUUAGAUGUUGCAGUAGUAUUCUGUGUAGUUAUCGCUUUAAACUACGUCCUAAAAUAAUGGUAAUUGUUGAUUUCAAUUCGUGCAUAUCCCCAUUUUAACACGUUUGAUAAUUGUUACCUACUCAUUAGUUACUUUGAGACUGUUCAAAAUGUACUCUAUCGAGUUUUUCUCUAAGGGAAAGGGCUGUUUUAGCAGAUAUUUUUGAUACUUUGAGGAUAAUCGAAGGGAAACGAUCAUGAUGUGUAGUUAAGGAAUUAAGUGUAUGUAUUGGGUGCCUCACAAAAAGAUUUCCUCCGAUGCGUGGAGUUCCUGAUUUUGUGAGGUCAACUCUGAGGUAUGGGGCCAGUGAAGGCCCAACAGUCAUCUAUUUGAUGACCUGUUACUUCCCAUCUCUACUAUAUAAGCGUGGAUAAUACAAUUAAUGUUACUGUAACGAAAAAAAAAACAAUGUUGUUCUUAUAUGAGAUGCGAUGGUUUUCGCUGAUAACUUGUUGUUUUUCAUAUAUUCAUAAUAUUUCCUUUAUUUUUUGUACUCUUUAGUAUUAAGAUUAAUAUUAAAAUGAAAAAAAAAAUACUAUUCAAUGUUGAUUACUCUAAAACCAAUAAUAAUCUAUGCGAUAAGGAUGGUGUAAACUAGUUUCCCCGAGAGCCUUACUAGUCGAGAAGCCUUUUCCUUAGACAGUUAAAAAGUUCCCUUUUCCCAUUUAUUGUAAUAUACAAUCAUGUGGUUAUUGAAGACGAAAAUACGAGGAAAGAAAAACAUAACAACAACAAUUAUGCGAACUGUCCCAAUUAGAUAUAAUUGCCUCAUCUUCUGGCCAAUGAUUUUGUCAAAGUAGCGUUAAAUCUAAAUGCCAUAAAGUACAUUUAAUUAUCACGGACAAUGCAAUUAUAUCUAAAUGAAACAAUUUGAAAAUCAUUACUGUUAUAUCGUCUGCUAAUCUAAUGUUCUAUACCUUUUUCUGUCUCCCUAAAAUAGUUCGUACUUCCAUUAACUAAAUCACCAUUGAAACCACACCGCAAAUUCCGAUGUUAGUUCUGGCCUAGUGAUGAUUUAAGAUAUUAAAUAAGGGUUCAUCAUUUCUUAGUUAGAUGGUAUGACUCAAUUUUAAGACUGAUCACAGUAAAAGAAAAAAAAGCAAAAAAAAAAAA